AAAUCACUUGCAAAGCCUCUUCAUUCUGCAAAUUGCAAUCCAGUUCAACUUCAACCCUAUAAAACUUUUUUUUUUUUACUAUUAUUUAUUAUUAUUAAUUAUUAUUAUUAUUAUUAUUAUUAUCAUCCAUCAGAUUUUCAAAGCCAUCAAACAUUUUAUUCCUUGAGAUCUUAAAACAAAAGAAAAAAACAUUCACAGCUGUUUUUUAGACUAAUGUUUCACUCCUUUACUCUAUUUUCUCUCUCAAAACAAGCAUAGAAUAAAGUGUUGGAUAGAAAAACAAUGGAAUAAGCUAAAGUUCAUUGCUAUCUGUUACUUUUUCUCAAGAAAAGUAGUGAAAGAGGAGGUGUAUUUGUUUCAUUGCUCAAAGAGCAACCCAAAAGAUUAAAAAUGGUGUCCAUUAAACCCUCAUUUUUUAUAUUUAUUAUCUGUAUUUUUUGGUGUUUUGUGCUCUUAAAUUUAUCACUUGUAAAUGCAAGUGUGGGUUAUGAUCAUCAUGCAAUUACCAUUAAUGGGCAAAGAAGGAUUCUUAUUUCUGGGUCUAUUCACUACCCAAGGAGUACCCCUGAGAUGUGGCCAGAUCUUAUUCAAAAGGCUAAAGAAGGUGGUUUAGAUGUAAUUCAAACCUAUGUUUUCUGGAAUGGACAUGAACCUGAACAAGGAAAAUACUACUUUGAAGAAAGGUAUGACCUUGUGAAAUUCAUCAAGUUAAUUCAACAAGCUGGUCUAUAUGCGCAUUUAAGGAUUGGACCUUAUGUUUGUGCAGAGUGGAACUUUGGGGGGUUUCCUGUUUGGUUGAAGUAUGUUCCUGGAAUUAGCUUCAGAACAGAUAAUGGACCUUUCAAGGCUGAAAUGCAAAGAUUCACAGAGAAAAUUGUUAACAUGAUGAAAGCAGAAAAAUUAUUUGAAUCACAAGGAGGUCCAAUUAUUCUGUCUCAGAUUGAAAAUGAAUAUGGGCCAAUGGAGUAUAAACUUGGUGCACCUGGUAAAGCUUAUAGUAACUGGGCGGCCAAAAUGGCUGUGGGAUUAGGUACUGGUGUCCCAUGGGUCAUGUGCAAGCAAGAUGAUGCUCCAGACCCAGUUAUCAACACAUGCAAUGGUUUCUAUUGUGAUUACUUCUCUCCAAAUAAGGCUUAUAAACCAAAAAUGUGGACAGAGGCUUGGACUGGAUGGUAUACUGAAUUUGGGGGUCCAGUUCCUAGCAGACCAGCUGAAGAUCUGGCAUUUUCUGUUGCUCGAUUCAUACAGAAAGGGGGUUCUUUUGUCAAUUAUUAUAUGUAUCAUGGUGGUACUAACUUCGGCAGAACUGCGGGUGGUCCUUUUAUUGCUACUAGCUAUGACUAUGAUGCUCCUCUGGAUGAAUUCGGACUCUUGAGACAACCCAAAUGGGGUCAUUUAAAGGAUUUGCAUAGGGCUAUUAAACUAUGUGAGCCAGCUCUAAUUUCCAGUGAUCCGAAUAUUAUCCGACUGGGAAGAAGUCAAGAGGCUCAUGAAUUCAAGUCAAGAUCUGGAGCUUGUGCUGCAUUCCUUGCCAACUAUAAUCCAAGUUCUUAUGCAAAGGUGUCUUAUGGGAAUAAUCACUACAACUUGCCCCCUUGGUCAAUUAGCAUUCUUCCUGAUUGCAAGAACACUGUCUACAACACUGCAAGGGUUGGGGCUCAGAGUGCACAAAUGAAGUUCACUCCUGUGUAUCAACACUUCUCUUGGCAAUCAUACAACGAUGAGACAGCUUCGACUGAUGACAGUGCGUUUUCAGUGGUGGGGUUAUUAGAACAGGUUAAUACCACAAGAGAUAGGACUGAUUACUUGUGGUAUAUGACUGAUGUCAAGAUUGAUCCCAAUGAGGGAUUCUUGAGGGGUGGAAAACGGCCAGUUCUCAAUGUAAUGUCAGCCGGACAUGCUUUGCAUGUUUAUAUCAAUGGGCAAUUAGCUGGCACCGCCUACGGAAGUCUUGAAUUCCCCAAGGUUACAUUCAGUGAAGGUGUGAACUUGAGGGCUGGAAUCAACAAGAUUUCACUACUCAGCCUUGCUGUUGGGCUACCGAAUGUUGGCCCUAACUUUGAGCGGUGGAAUGCUGGUGUUCUCGGUCCUGUUUCUUUAAGCGGUCUGAACGAGGGUAGGAGGGACUUGACAUGGCAGAAAUGGUCAUACAAGAUUGGAAUGAAAGGAGAAUCAUUGAGUCUACAUUCACUUACCGGUGUCUCCAACGUUGAGUGGGUUGAAGGCAAGUUUCUGUCCCAACGACAACCAUUGACGUGGUAUAAAACUACUUUCAAUGCGCCACAUGGAAACGAGCCCCUUGCUUUAGAUAUGGGUGCCAUGGGUAAAGGUCAAGUAUGGAUUAACGGAAAGAACAUUGGGCGUUACUGGCCUUCUUAUAUAGCAAAAGGUUCAUGCAGCGACUGUAGCUAUGCUGGGUAUUUUAGCGAGAAGAAAUGCUUAAGCUAUUGUGGAGAUGCUUCUCAGAGAUGGUACCAUGUUCCACGGUCAUGGCUGAAGCCGACAGGAAAUUUGAUGGUUGUAUUUGAAGAAAUGGGUGGAGACCCGAAUUGGAUAUCGUUAAUGAAAAAAGAAAUAAACAGCAUCUGUUCCGACAUUAAUGAGUGGCAACCGAAUCUAGUAAAUUGGCAUUUGAAAUCUUCUGGGAAAAUCAGUAGACCAUUGCGGCCAAAGGCUCACCUGUGGUGUGCUCCCGGGCAGAAGAUUUCCUCGAUUAAAUUUGCCAGUUUUGGGACGCCCGAAGGUUCUUGUGGAAACUACAGAGAAGGAAGCUGUCACGCCCACAAGUCGUAUGAUAUAUUUGAAAGGGAUUGUGUUGGUCAGGCGGGUUGUGCUAUAACCGUUGAACCCGAGCUAUUUGGAGGAGAUCCAUGCCCUAAUGUUAUGAAAAAGCUCGCAGUUGAGGCAAUUUGCAGCUGAUGUGCCUCUCUAUCAUAACCUUCGUAAGGAAGGCUUUCAUAUUCUCCAAUCAUUACGUUAUUAAAAUCUCGAUGUGGCGUAUUUCCAUUGAUUUUAUUCAUCCAUACCAUUUCCAUUUCCGCUUUUGACUUGGUGAAGUUGUACAAACUCCACAACACACUCGAGUCCAAAGCAUGUACAUAAACAAGCUGUCCUUCAUUUUUUGUGCUUAAAAUAGAGUGCAAAGGUGAACAAGUCGAACCGACUUUAUUAGUCGAGGAGGGGAUUGUAGCUAGCACUUGCACAUUGAGAUAAUUAUAAGAAUCCAUGUGCUGAUGUGCAACACAUGUAUCAUUUAGAUUAUGUGUUUAUCCUGUUCCCUUCUCUUAGUGAAUUUUCUAUCAUAGGCAAUUUUUCAUUGCUCUCCAUUUGGUGUAACAGUUGUAAUAGCUACAUAGAAGUAAUUAUAAGCUCGUUUUUACAUAACUCGGGCUUUGCUUUUCAA
Molecule: messenger RNA, 3403 nt
Organism: Amaranthus tricolor (Joseph's coat)
Lineage: Eukaryota; Viridiplantae; Streptophyta; Magnoliopsida; Caryophyllales; Amaranthaceae
Product: beta-galactosidase 1
Exons: 19
Coding region: 391-2919 (842 amino acids)
Biological process (GO): carbohydrate metabolic process
Cellular component (GO): vacuole; cell wall
Molecular function (GO): carbohydrate binding; beta-galactosidase activity
Source: RefSeq, a predicted model, not a curated record